Molecule: messenger RNA, 3517 nt
Organism: Xyrichtys novacula (pearly razorfish)
Lineage: Eukaryota; Metazoa; Chordata; Actinopteri; Labriformes; Labridae
Source: the annotation of a GenBank genome assembly
AUGUCUUCUGGAGGCUCAAAGGUGACUCAUUUUUUCUAAAUAACGGUUUCUGUAGUUUUCUGUGAUGUUCGCGUGAAACUUCAUCAUUACAUCUUAUUAUCGUUAAUUUUCAAUGCUUUAAAAAUUUUCUGUUAUUAUAUUUAUUGAUGAAAUAACUCACAGACAAGUCAAACAGUGUGGUUAUGGCGCAUUUGUGAGUUUAAAAGUUCAUUUCAAGUCUUUUUGUUUUAUUCUGACAGAAAAUGAGGCCCAGAGAGCUCCCUCCUCUCCCUCAGGUUGGUAUAAAUCUGCCUUUAUAUCAGAGAUUAUACGAAGAGGAGAGUUCCAUGUUGGAGUUGAUCUAAGUGAAUAAGUGAUCCUUGUUUAGUUGUGACAGACUUAAAGACCUUUACCUGUCAGAAUCACCUGUAUGACAGGAUGAGCUGUCUUUGUCAGAUACCCAGGAUCAGCAGAGGGAUCAGACCGGUCCAAACAGUCCCUCUUCAGUCUCACUGUCCCACAAACAAGCCUUGGUAAAGGUCUGAGUAGUCUGACCUCUGCCCUGAGUAAUCCUCACACAGAUUUAGCCCAGGAUUUAGUCCUGUCACUCAGGAUGUCACUUGUCGCUUCACUCUCUUCUCACUUGUUUCUCGGGGGGAAUGGCCAGGAAGACCACGGUAAGGGUGUGUGAUCCUGUCUGAGUGUGUGCUGGGACAGAAAAGCUGUAAAAAAAACAGAUUCAAUCUUUGCUGUUUGGGCACGUUCAUGCUUUCAGGUCAUAUGUUAACGUGUUUACGCUGCUUUUAAUGUGACCAAACACCUUUAAAUCCUGUUUGACUCACUGACGGUCUGAUUUGUCAGUAUUAGAGGAAUUAAACAGUUGAAAUAAGAUCUGUGAGAGUUUAAUCUUGAAAGUUUAAAGCUGGUUUUUUACUUUUUAUCCAUAUUGGGAAGUUCCACAAGAGUAUCUGCAGAUCUGAAGUGAUGCUGGAGAAACAAAAGACCGAAAUCAUAAAAUAGAGUUUUGAUUUUCAAUUGGAUAAGCUAUAACAGAUACAUAACAGAUGUACACAGUUCAUCAGUAAAUAUUUAGUUUGAUUUGAGGUUAUUUGAGUGUAAUAACUGAACAUGAUGAAUAAAUCUCAGUUCUCUUUUCGUCUUCAGAGAGGCCAGCGAGCUCUCCCUACAAUGCCGAGGUGGGUUUACUGCAGCUGUGAGGUGUUUUUUUAACAUUGUCUUUAUGUUGAAAAGUAGAAUCAACUCUUUUCUUCUCUUUUCUUAUUUUUGUGCGGAAACAUGAAGUCAAGACACAGCAGGUGAGUCGAGAUUAAAAUACAUCUUAUAUUUGAUCUGAGGCUGUUGGUCUAAUUUCCUCGUAUUAAUCGUCUCACAGGAGAAGUUUCAGCACCAAGACACAAGAAGAAGAGGGCGAGGAAGGAGACGAAUGGAGUUGAUGAUAUGGUUGGUGCGUAAACGGUUUUUGGACUUUUAGACGGUGAAGAACAAUGACAGCAUGUAAAGAUUGUCCCAUGAAGUUGUUGUUUCCAGAAGGAUAAAGAGAGCAUCAUCAUGAACUUCUGCUUUUCUCGGUUUCAGAUCAGGGGAUGGAGAUGGGAGGCGUGGGCAGCCGGAGGGAAUCUGAAGUUGGAGAGUCGCUGACACUUGAAGCCACGACUGACGCACCGCCACAGAGGAGAAAGAAGAAAAAGAAAACUGUUGUAACAGGUAAACCCACGAGUUUUCUGUCAAAAAUGAUAGAAGGUGUAAAUGAUGAAGUUGAGGCAGAGGACGAUGAUUCAGAGGUGUGUAAAUUUAUGCUCUUAGACCCGGAUGAUGACCAAGCAGACCUUGUGAACGGGGACGCAGCAGAUCAGACGACUGAUGGUGAAGAAGUGGUCAAAAAGACGAGAAAAAAGAAGUAAGAAAAAGUUUUUUUCAGAAUCAACGAAAAAUCUGAAGAUUUCUGCAGGAAAUAAAAGUUUCAUGUUGAUUGUUUUUAUUAUCUUCUGUUGUAAAUAUGUGGACAAAUGCUGAAGUUUUUUUAUGAGAUAAAGCCAAAGUUGAAGAGCUAAAGUUAGAGUUAACUGCAGUGGGUUAUUUUGUUCACCCUCACCCUCUAUUUUUGUGAUUUUAGGAGGUCAAAAGUCGUUGAAUCACAGCUGCCUGACGAGCUGGAUGUGACAGAGGAUGAUAUUGUCACUGACACGCCUCCUCCGAUCCCCCAGCAUUCCCUGUUCACGGCCCCUCAGGGUCAGAGCCAGCCGGUGGGGAAAGUCUUUGUGGAGAGGAACAGUGAGUACAGAAGGAAGAAGAUGAAGUGGAUUCUGAGUCUGAGAGAGUUAGCGGUUCUUCACGGAGGGUGUGUUUUUACCUGCAGAGCGUUUCCAGGCUGCUGAUCGCUCAGACUGGAGGAAAACAAGCGUCCAGAUGGACAACAUCACAGAAUUUCACCAUGUUCAGCCUCUCUGGACCACCAGAGAGGUUUCCAUCAGAGUGCAUGAAGGAUUCAGGUGAAGGGAGAGUGUCUCAGAACAGGAGGAAUCCUUCAGACCAGAGACCCCUGCUGUAAAUGACCUCCUCUCCUCUCGUCACUGUGCAGGGUGUUCGGUCUGUACUGUCACGGCUUCCUGGCGGGCUACGCUGUGUGGAAUGUGGUGGUGGUCUACAUGUUAGCGGGGCAGCACCUCACCGCUCUGUCCAACCUACUGGAGCAGUACCACAGCCUGGCGUACCCCUCCCAGUCCCUGCUGUACAUGCUGCUCGCCAUCAGCACGGUGGCCGCCUUCGACAGGUAAAACUGACGUCCAUCAGUAAAAGGAAAGUGUGCGGAUGGAAAUAUUGAAAUCCUUUCUUCUUGUUCUGUGUCUGAAAGUAUGAGGAGUGAUGCAGCUCAUGAUGUUGACCUUGAACUCUUAUUUUCACAGAGUAAACCUGGCCAAAGGCUCCAUGGCUCUGAGGGAGUUCAUGACCUUGGAGCCCAUCGCUCUCGCCUCGUUCUGUGAGUUCAAGCUGAGCUUUAAAACGUUGUUCCUCCUCACACAGAAGACUGUAUUUGGUUUCAUACUUUUGUUGUCGGUUUUUCUUCUUCUUAGUGUAUUUCUCUGCGUUGGUCCUCUCUCUGAGCCAGCAAAUGACCAGCGACAGGAUCAACCUGUACCCCGCCUUCAACGAGACCUUAUGGUGGGCUCACAGAGGUCAUUUUAUUGUCUAUACUGCUCAAUCAUUUCUGGUCAUGACAAACAAAUAUCUGUUUUUCUUUCCUAAGGCCACCUGGAUCUGAGCACCAGAUUCUUCAUCCCUGGGUGACGGUGAACCUGGUGGUGGCUCUCCUGGUCGGUCUGGCCUGGAUCUUCAUCGCCACCCGACCAGAGAAAGACUACACUGAAAGUGAGAGAGGACACCUGUUUACCUCUGAGCUGUAGUGAAGUGAAGCGUGUGAAAAUCAGGUGCUCAUGUUUUCUUUCUCUCCUCAGGUUAUCUGAUGACCAUGGAGCUCGAACCUCCUAAAGCGGAGGACAAAUCUGAGAUGACGGCCUGA